Lolium perenne is the source of this 444-nucleotide messenger RNA. RefSeq lists its product as uncharacterized. The record is from RefSeq and is a predicted model, not a curated record. NCBI's taxonomy places the organism in Eukaryota, Viridiplantae, Streptophyta, Magnoliopsida, Poales, Poaceae.
AUGUGCCCUCUCACCUGCCACAUGCACCACUGCCAUCGAGACCGCGUCGCCGCCAUGCACCCAGUUUCAUCGGCGUGCAUGCCAGGCGGCACGUUCUAUACGGAGAUCCGCGGCAGCGGUGCUCGCCCCACCCUCAGCACCUUUGACACCGUCGAGCAGCUCAACUUCAACGACUGCGAGUCGCUCACGGAGGCGGAGUUCUUGGUCGGCUUCAACGGCUUCGUCAACGCCGAGCAGCGCCGCCUCACCAUUGCGCAGGAGGAUGAACGUGCCAUGGAGGCGUGGGCCGCCGCCUUCCCGAAAGAUGUCCUCGACGAGCGCGCCUUCUUUGCGCAGAAGAAAGCGGAGCAUAGGGCGGAGAAAGAGGGCAUUCACGCGCGCAAGCGGUUCAUCGAGGCGCAGGAAGCCGGUAUGGCGACCAUCGACAAAAACGAUGAACGUUAG